CGACUGACAACGCACGUGCGCGUGGGGCAACAGCGCACUCGCUGUUUAUCAUGAUAAACAUGGCUGGAAUUUACGAUAAUCUGUCUCUGGAUGUUUUACAGUCACAUUCACGUGGACUAGACACUUCUCCGCUCCUGACAGAUCCAAUGCGACCGUUCCGCGCGGAUGUUCUCACUCCCCGUACAUCCAUGAAGGCAGGCUUUAAACGAAAGGCCACAAGUACCAUGGAUUUUACCGAGUCAAGUCCCAUCCCGAAGAGUCAACCGAAUUCGUGCUCGCCCACACGGGCCAUGUCGUUCUCGCCCACGCAACAGCUGAAUCUACACACUCUGGUCAAUCAGGCAACCUGUGCAAAGCCACUGUCACCCCGUCCCACCUGGCUACCUACUAUGAACCUUCGUGCAGCAGAAUCCGUUGCGGUGACGACAUGUAUAUCACAACACUCGUCACACUCGGAAUCGAUCGAUCAAACAAACUAUUGCAGUUAUGCAGUCAAACACAAUAUGAGUAGGCUGUCAACAUCUUCAAUCUCGGCGAGACACAUUGCUGAAGAUGCCAGGUGUAGAACAGCGGACGAUCCAGCGUUGAUUGGUCAACCAGCUCCACGAACAUCCUCGUCCCAUGGUGUAUUUGGCGUAAAUGCACUCAGUGAUUCUGGAGAGUUGCCAACACCUUCCAGUUCCCCACUGGCUUCGGAAAACAAAGGGAAGAAGGCACGCCACAGAACAACGUUCUCCGUCCAUCAGCUAUCCAUCCUGGAAGCAGCAUUUGACAGCUGUCCCUACCCAGACGCAGUAACUCGUGAAGACAUUGCCUCGCGACUAGCUCUGAGUGAAUCCCGGGUGCAGGUGUGGUUCCAAAACCGACGUGCCAAGUGGCGAAAACAGGAAAACGGUCACCUGUUAGGUGGCAAUGCAGUGUCCAUAACAAACAGCCACAAUACCACCCCUAUCAACAACGGCAACAGCAGUACUAACAACAAUAGUAAUAGCUUCGAUGGCGAGGAUAUUGAUUCUUCCAUUUCUCUGAGGAGUCAUGAUCGAAGAUCUCCAAACAAUCGUCCUACGGACCUGAGUACUGUCAAAUCCCCGAUUUCAUCCAAUGGAAUUCAUGGAUCCUUGAUGGACUGUGAUCCAAGGACCGGGAUUAGCCCGCAGUCCUCUGAGCGUCAGAAUUCUCCCCUACCUCUGGUGAUACAAAAAGAACCUGAACAAGAUUCGAAAUCAUCAUCCGGGACCAGAAAGAUCACGGCGGUCUAUCCGUAUUCCGGGCAGAAAGGUUCAGACCCGUUUGCUAGACCUGAUUACAGUCCAAGCGCCAAAGUUUCAACGAAUUUCAAUCCUUCUUCGUUUUUGCGUACCUACGGUGCUCCGAUGACUGGUUCCGGGAUAAAAUGGCACUUUAUGAAUUCGGCUAGCGUCCAAGAAUCCAGCAGGAUGGAUGACCUUCCAUUCUCUGUUUCUGCUCUGACAAGAAGUAGCGCAGAGUUCGGCAAUGGGGAUGAUGAAACCGGUGAUAGUGAACAUUCGGCGAUCAAACGAAAUUCCUCCUCACCUCCUGCCAUUUCUCUAGAAGGAACCGGUCCAGACCGCCUAACAAUAGCCGAAUCGAACAAGUGGCAAAAACAUUGUUUUCAGGAAGAAUCACCAACCAGUACAGCUUCUGUGAUCAACAGUGCGCAUGAACUGUCCCUCGGUUUGAAUUCCCUCUUUCGGUUACACGGCCGUUCUUCCCGCAACCAGCACAGUCGUGCGAAUGACGAACCUGCCGAUGCGACAAACUCAUGGUUCAGAGAUGCGGUUGUGCGAACCAUUGUGUCACUAAAUGACCACUUCUCCACCGGACGCGCGGUAGGCGAAUCCAUAACUCUAACACAAAGUACUUCUCCGUGUUUGCCAACCCCACCUUCGCUGGUCAGUGGCUGCGUGUCCUCAGGGACGCCUGAUGACCACAUGAUGAGCGACAACUUAUGCUUGCGGAUGCAUGAACCGGUGGAGAAGAUGAAUCCUUUCAGUUCGAUCGAUUCGCGCACCUCACUGCAAACGAAAAUAUUUUGGGAGCGACUACUGGAGAAUCUUCAUGCUUCUACUGUCAAAAGUACCACAGCACCGAAUACCGGUGGUAUACCUGUUCCAUCAACCACUGCAAUGGAUCGGCUCUUCAGUCAUAUUGAAGAAGGCGUUAUACCUCCGGAACCCCUAUUAAACGCGUUCCUCCCUUACGACACGCCUUCCUUACUGCCCUUACCUGACUGGCUCUCAGUUCCGCCAAAUGACGUAAAGUCACCUCCCACUGAGCGUUCACCAGCUAUGAAGAACGUCAUCACAAACCAGUAUGACACGUACUCACCAGAAUCAUGGUCCUACUAUACCCGGAUGUGUGAACAAUUCAUACACCGGCAAACCAACUACUCAUCGACUGACAGCAAAACAGACAAUAAAGAAUGCGGCCUGACAAAUACCGGCAGUCAACUAUCCCAACAGCUGAUGCGAUACUGUGCACUGUAUGCGUAUGCCGAAGCUGCUGCCUUGCUUUCCGGCUGUUCCUGACUCUACACACACAACGAACGGAACUCACAACAUGUCUUAAUCCGUUGCAUCAGACCAAUCUGAUGUGCAGUGAUAAAGGCGGGAUUGGCAAACAAACAGCUACCUAUCAUUCCUGACUGCCACUUGCACAACGCCUUAUUGUGUGGAGUCAGUCUAACUGCAUUCCGUGGACACAGUAACACAAAAUCGAAAGCAUCAGUUGCUUAUUUCUGUACUUUUUAUCUUGGUUUUUCUAUUGUGACUUUUUCGUGACUCGCCUAAACAAUCCUGUUUGCCUGCCUUGUAGGCAGGCGGGAAGUGUGCAGGAGCCGUCCGUAACUGCUCUGUUUAUCUGCGCUUCAUGUGUCGCUCUCCAGAACAACUUCCCUUCAUGAACCAAUGUUAAUCUUACGUGCGUUUGGAACAGUGCCUCAAGUGUGACAGUUCUUGUAGAAAACCAAACGUUCACUGUCUCAUACUGAGUGCUCUCAGAAUUUCCAACAUUCCCGUGCCAUUGUGACCUUGAACAAUACUUCCUCAACUAACGUGAUUGGUUUUCUGCCAUGACAGCUCUGCAGAGUUCAUAAUAGUUCGACCAAUCAAAUAAAAUGCCUGUG
Opisthorchis viverrini is the source of this 3145-nucleotide messenger RNA. RefSeq lists its product as hypothetical. The record is from RefSeq and is a predicted model, not a curated record. Lineage: Eukaryota; Metazoa; Platyhelminthes; Trematoda; Opisthorchiida; Opisthorchiidae. The coding region runs from base 51 to 2549 and encodes 832 amino acids. The transcript is spliced from 4 exons. Gene Ontology annotation, molecular function: RNA polymerase II transcription regulatory region sequence-specific DNA binding; DNA-binding transcription factor activity, RNA polymerase II-specific. Gene Ontology annotation, biological process: regulation of transcription by RNA polymerase II.